AUGGCUGAUGAAGGAGUUAACCCGAAGGCUUUCCCACUGGCCGAUACCAACUUGUCUCAAAAGCUCAUGGAUCUUGUUCAGCAAGCUAUGAACUACAAGCAGCUCAAGAAGGGAGCCAACGAGGCAACAAAGACCCUCAACAGAGGAAUCGCCGAGGUCAUUGUCAUGGCCGCCGAUGCCGAACCAUUGGAGAUUCUUCUUCACCUUCCACUUCUCUGUGAGGACAAGAACGUCCCAUACGUCUUCGUUCGCAGCAAGGCCGCCCUUGGACGCGCUUGCGGAGUCACUCGCCCAGUUAUCGCCGCUUCUAUCACUCAAAACGAAGGAUCUCAGCUCAAAUCUCAAAUCCAAAAAAUCAAGGAGGACGUCGAGAAGCUCCUCAUUUAA
Molecule: messenger RNA, 387 nt
Organism: Caenorhabditis briggsae
Lineage: Eukaryota; Metazoa; Nematoda; Chromadorea; Rhabditida; Rhabditidae
Exons: 3
Coding region: 1-387 (128 amino acids)
Biological process (GO): mRNA splicing, via spliceosome; maturation of SSU-rRNA; ribosome biogenesis
Cellular component (GO): precatalytic spliceosome; small-subunit processome; box C/D methylation guide snoRNP complex
Molecular function (GO): RNA binding
Source: RefSeq, a predicted model, not a curated record